This is a messenger RNA of Maniola jurtina (meadow brown), 2651 nucleotides long. Its product is annotated as high mobility group protein DSP1-like. Gene Ontology annotation, biological process: regulation of transcription by RNA polymerase II. The transcript has 8 exons. NCBI's taxonomy places the organism in Eukaryota, Metazoa, Arthropoda, Insecta, Lepidoptera, Nymphalidae. Gene Ontology annotation, molecular function: DNA binding, bending. The coding region runs from base 508 to 2043 and encodes 511 amino acids. The record is from RefSeq and is a predicted model, not a curated record.
GUUCACGGUUGCUGGACGAGCUUGUUGCCACUUCGUGCAAGUUCGGCCUCUCUUCGCGUAGACAUGGAACAUUUUUAAAAUGUCCGCUGCGCGUUGAGGGCACCACUGCGCACUUGUUUAGCGUCCUACUUAUGCGACGUUGCCAAAUGUAUUGACUCAAAUACGAACGAAGACAAAACGUACGCGCGUGGAGUGUUAACUUAUAACCGGCAGCUUUUUUAUUAAUCGAACUCGAGUGUUUUCACAAUUAAUCCUAUUCAUUCUCCCAUAAAAUGAUUUACAAUAAGUAAUCACUUGGAUUCUUUGUGAUGAAAAGCUUAGUCAGUGUUUAAAAUAUUAGUGUUUCAGUGAAAACAUAUAUAGUUCUCAAGAUAACAAAGGAAAGCUUAAAUAACAAUUAAAUUUCUUUAUAAAGGAUAUGCUUUCUAAAACGACACAAAACAAAGAAUAAUUAAGGCAGCUGAAGUGGAAUAAAGAAACUGGUUAUUCGACAGCGCCGAUUGUGAUAUGGGGGAACGGGGCACAACGGGGGGCGCUUGGGGUGCGCGCGACGAAGCCUCGUGGUGGCCGGGUGGAUCUGGUGAAAUACAGCAUCAACAACAAUUAAAUGAAGAGAUUGCUAGAAGUACUGCUUCUGCAACCCAUCAAUUAUACACCUACAAAAUGACUGGUGGUUUUUCUAAUAAUGGUGCUGAUAACUCGACGCCAAGUUUUGAUUACCGUAUAAUGACUGGUUCUAAUACACGAGAAGAAUCUCCUCAACAACCAUGGUGGUAUGCCACAGGGUCAGUAGAAUCGCAACAGACGUCAUCACCCACGCCCCAAAACCAGUCUAGCCCGGAUUCUGAUCAAAGCAAUCAGGCCAACGGGCAGAUCCAACAGAACCAUCAGGCUCUACGGCAACAAGCCCAAGAGCAGAAUCAAAUCCAACAGAAUCAGUUGCAACAACAGUUGCAGCAACAAAACCUGCAACAGGCCCUCCAGCACCAGAGCCAGAACUUGCAACAAACAUUGCAGCACCAGCAACAAACGUUGCAACAAAUGCUGCAACAACAACAACAACAACAACAGCAACAGCAGCAACAACAACAACAACAACAGCAGAAUAGUCAACAACAAUCCAUACAGUUGCAAGUGAGCCAGGCUCAGGCUCAGGCUAUAGUGCAAGCGCAGGCGGCGUUGCAGCAGCAAGUGGCGCAGUCACUGCAGCAACAGCAGCAAACUCUGCAGGAACAGAUACAGGCUUCACAGCAGCAACAAAUACAAGCUGCGCUGCAACGGCAGUCUGCCACCUUACAGGAGUUACAACAGCAAGCUCAACAGCAGGCCCUCAUCGCACAAGCGACCAACAAAGGCAGGAUGCCGCGAGCGAAGCCAUACAACAAACCACGCGGUCGAAUGACUGCGUACGCGUUCUUCGUGCAGACCUGCCGGGAAGAGCACAAGAAGAAACAUCCGGAAGAAAACGUUGUCUUUGCCGCUUUCUCCAAGAAAUGCGCUGAAAGGUGGAAUACUAUGUCAGAGAAGGAGAAGCAAAGGUUCCAUGAGAUGGCAGAGCAAGACAAGAAACGCUACGAUCUGGAGAUGCAGAACUACGUGCCGCCCAAAGACGUAAAGGUGCGCGGCAGAAAGAGACAACAACAAAAGGACCCCAACGCGCCCAAGCGAUCGCUAUCAGCAUUCUUCUGGUUCUGCAACGACGAGCGUUCCAAGGUGAAGGCCAUAAACCCCGAGUACACGAUGGGGGAUAUCGCUAAGGAGCUGGGCCGGCGCUGGGCCGCGGCCGACCCUGAGACUAAGUUCAAGUAUGAGUCGCUCAGUGAACAGGACAAGGCGAGAUAUGAUAGGGAGAUGACGGCGUACAAGAAGGGUCCCCUAGCGCUCGUGCAGCAACAGCCGCUCAAGCCGGACGAGGAGGAGGAGAUGGUGGAGUUCGGGGCCGACAACGAGUACAAGAGGACUUGGAGGAUAUGUAAUCUGGACCCGCAACACACAGCUAAUAAUCUUACGCCCAGCGCAGACCAACAGAGUGACGGCGAGUAGAGUCAUUAUGCGUCGGGUCGCGCCGAGUGGAGUCGCAGUGCGCCGAGUCACGCCGAGUGGAGUCAUAACGCGCUGGGUGAUGACUAGUGCUUUGAGGAUCUAUUAGAGCUUUGCUCACACAUUACUUAGAGUUGAAACGAGACAGAUGUAUGUAAAUUCGUCUCAUUUUAAGUCUCUCUUAGUCUGAGCAAAGGUAAAGUACGUUUUAUAGAUCUCAGCCUUAGUCUGCUCCAUCUUUUCUUUUCUUACGCCAAUUUCAAUCUUAGGUCGAAGUGAAUAAAGCUGAAUUCAAGUUAUUAAAUAAGACGUUGCGACUCCACUCCACUAAGUUGUUCUGCGUUGCGUUUAAGGUGCGAUUCCGUAAAAAAUAACGUCAUGAAAAAAAAGUGCUACAAGCCUACGCUCUAUGUUAAAAUUGCACGGAAAGUGUAAAAAAUAGCAGUUUUUCAAUGAAAGCCGCAAAGAUAAUCCCAGUGUUGUUGAUGGUUUUUGGAUUUUUGAGUUGGUUGAGAGAGAAGAAAAUGCAGUCACUCCAGGCUUUUUUUACCUUUAAAACUAAUAAUUUCUGAAUGAAACGAUUGCGAUAGACAGGCAUAAGGUAAUACACA